AAACAAACAGCGAACGAGCGCAGCAAAAUUAAAUUAUUAUUAUUUUUAGUGUUUCGUAAAAUUUGGUGGAUAUUUCCGGGCUUUAUCGAACCCUAGAGGCGCUAAAUGAUGGACCAGGCCCUGUCGGAUUGCUUCACCUGCAUGCGAAAGACGGACAACUUCCUGCGCAUCUGCGACGAAACGAACACCGAGAGCGUCGAUCAGAUCCUGGCCAGGCACUUCUGGUUCGAGAGAGUCGAGUUCGAACAGUCGGUGUUGUGCACCAGCUGCUGGGAGAAGAUCGACGAGUUCCACAAAUUCUACUGCGAAGUGGCCAAUGUCCACCAGGUGGAUGCCCUGCAUGUGGUCAAAGUCGAGGAUGGUGAUGAGAAUCUAAACAAAGAAUUUGCGCCAAAGAAGAAACGCGGUCGUAAACGCCGGAAGCGAUCCGAUGAAGAAGAGAAGGCGGACGAGGACAAAGAGUGGAAGCCUUCGACCGAUGAGUUGGAAUUCCCGGUGCCGGUGCAGGUGAAGCUUGAAGUUACGGAGUCGGAGGUGGUGCCGGGUGGAGUUUACGUGGAGGAACAUCGGCAGAUAAAGCGAGAGCGGUCGGCCGGAUCGGAGGAAGAGGAUGAAAGCGACGAGGAAGAGGAGGAGGAAGAGGAAUCGGAUGAGGAUUCGUCGAAGUCGAUCGCUUCCCGACGUAGACAGGGGCGGAAGCCAGUCCGAAAGGGUCGUCGAACUACCAAGAGGCACAAGGAUGCCUACAUCCUGCAGCACCUGGAUCGGUUGGUGUGCGACAAGUGCAGCGAGGAGUUCGACACAUUCCGGAAGUUGGAGAAGCACUGUCAGAAGGAGCACGAUUCGGCUCCCACGGUGAUUUGCUGCAAUCGAGCGUACCAGAAGAAGAAUGGACUGUAUCAGCAUUUGUGUCGGCACAAGAAUCUGUUCAAGUACCAUUGCAAGGAAUGUGAUAGGUGCUUCAAAAACGUGGACGGUCUAAACAUGCACAAUCUCCUCAAUCACACACCAGAAGAAGAGAAACACUUCCGGUGCCACCUGUGCGACACGGCCUUUGCCACCGAAUCGCUACUAACUAGUCACCUCAACUGGCACGCCACCGUGGAACCGAAGAACAUCGUUUGCCUCAAGUGCAACAAGUACUUUACCAACACCAAAAUGCUAGAGAAUCACACGCUGACGCACCAUCCGGAACUGCUCGAUCCGGAUGGUGCCCAUCAAGCGGAUGCGGAGGCCGUUUGCUAUAUUCAGCAAACGAUGACGGCGGAGGAAACGCCAGGCGAGGGCGUGGAUGAGCUGGUGACCGAUGGUGGAGUAACAACGGAUGGGUCGUUCAAAAAACCGCAGGAACUGGCAAAGCCAAUUCGCCGUAAAACCACCGAAGAAUCGGUGGUGGAGGACGAGCUGAUCCGGAAGUAUUGCUCGCUCGGCUGCGAGUUGUGCGACUUUGUCGGAGCCACUUUCAGCAAAUUGCAGGUGCACUACAAGAACGCCCACGACGGAGCGCAGGGCUUUGCCGUGUGCUGCACGCGGAAGUUCAGCAAAAAGAGCCGCCUGUACGAGCACGUGUGUGUCCACGAGAAUCCGGACCACUUCAAGUGCCAGGUGUGCGCCAAAACGUUCCAGAACAGUUUCGGCCUGUCCAAUCACAUGAUGUGGAAGCACACGCCCGACUCGGAGAAACCGUUCCGGUGCGACGUGUGCGGCAGUCGGUUCUGGAAGGACUACCUGCUCAAACAGCACAUGGAGUACCAUCUGGCGCUGGAGGAGAAGAAGUACGCCUGCAAGGAGUGCGAUCGGUUCUUCGGAACCAGCCUGCUGCUCAAAUCUCACGAGCAAACGGUGCACGGUCUCAGUGCAAGCUGGGUGUGCGACAUCUGUGCCAAGGGGUUCCCGCUGAAAUCGGCACUGGAGUUCCACCGGCAGCAGCACACCCAGGAAGGUCGGGCCGCCCAGAAGGCGCAAUGCAAGUACUGCAAUCUGUGGAUGAAGAACGUGCGUAGCUUGCGGAGUCAUCUGAAGCGCUGCAAGUCCGAUCCGGUCAAUUGCGAUAUCUGCGGCAAGGAGUGCUCGAAUGCGUUCUCGCUGCAGAGCCACAAGAAGUUUGUCCACUCGAACGCUCCGAUGUACGCGUGCUCGUUCUGUGCAAAACCGUUCAAACGGCUGCUUCGAUUGAAGGAACACGAAGCAGGCCAUACGGGAGAUUUGCUGUACAAGUGCGAGUACUGUCCCCGAACGUGUAACUCCAGUUCCAACAUGUACACUCACAAGAAGGUGGCUCAUCCGGAGCAGUGGGCGGAAAAGGUGGCCAGUCGCUUUCACAAGCGGUAAAGAGGCGGAGGCGAAUCUUCGUUUUUAUAGCAGGUAAGUCGAAUGAAGUCAUGUGUGACACGUGUAGAUAGUUUAUUAAAGGAUCUGCUAUUGAA
Aedes albopictus (Asian tiger mosquito) is the source of this 2426-nucleotide messenger RNA. Its product is annotated as transcription factor grauzone. The transcript has 6 exons. The record is from RefSeq and is a predicted model, not a curated record. Gene Ontology annotation, molecular function: zinc ion binding. The coding region runs from base 106 to 2331 and encodes 741 amino acids. NCBI's taxonomy places the organism in Eukaryota, Metazoa, Arthropoda, Insecta, Diptera, Culicidae. Gene Ontology annotation, cellular component: nucleus.